CUCUUCAAAAUCAAAAUCAAAAUCUUGAUCCUUCGAUCUUCCAAUUCUCAUUCAUUCAAUUGCAAAUCAUUCAAUACAAUCCAUCUCAACUGCUAAACCCCAAAUUCUAGUGAGACAGAGAUCUCCACUCCAUAGAGAUUUCUCUCUCGCACCGCCACCGCCAUCGCCACCCCUGACGGCCGAUGAGAUGGGCAAAGUGUCGGUCAUCAUCUACAUCACAAUAGCUUUGCUUCUGCUCCUUCUCAUAUCUCAGUCCCCCAAUAAAUCCAACAACCGGAACAACAAUCGCCGCCACCGUAGACUGAAGCUCCGCUCAAACUUCUCCUUCACCCCCACCACCACCACCACAGCCGCAGCCGAGCAUCAUGUCUCAUUCGAUCCUUUGGUGGCCGACAUUGAGCGCAAGAGAGAGGACAGAUUAUGGGAGAAGAGUCACUUCUUUGACGACCAUCAUCAUGAAGGAGAAGAGGAACCAGAAGCACAUGCGGCUCCUGGGAUGGAGUCACAGCCGGAAUGGGAGGACUUUAUUGACGCAGAAGAUUACUUGAAUGACGAACAUAAGUUUAAUAUCACCCAUAGAUUAGUUUUGCUUUUCCCAAGGAUUGAUGUCGACCCUUCUGAUGGCUUCGUGACUGAACACGAGCUCACGGAAUGGAACCUGGAGCAAUCGCAGAGGGAAGUCCUUCACCGCAGUCAGAGGGAGAUGGAACUGCAUGAUAAGAACCACGACGGCUUAGUUUCUUUUGCUGAGUACCAGCCUCCCACUUGGGUUCGUGAUUCGGAUAAUAAUUCAUUUGGAUAUGAUAUGGGUUGGUGGAAAGAGGAGCAUUUCAAUGCAUCUGAUGCUGACGAGGAUGGUUUUUUGAAUAUAACCGAGUUCAAUGACUUUCAGCACCCUGCAGACACUAAAAAUCCAAGACUGCUUCAGUGGCUGAGCAAGGAGGAAGUAAGGGAACGAGAUACAGACAAAGAUGGGAAGGUAAAUUUCAAAGAGUUCUUCCAUGGGCUAUUUGACCUGGUAAGAAACUAUGAUGAAGAUGGUCAUAAUUCUUCACACGAGUCUAGUGAUUCAUUGGAGUCCCCAGCAAGGACCUUUUUUGCUGAGCUUGACAAAGAUGGGGACGGAUACUUGUCUGAUGUGGAACUGCUACCUAUAAUUGGGAAGCUUCAUCCAUCAGAGCGUUACUAUGCUAAACAGCAGGCAGAUUAUAUUAUAUCACAGGCUGAUACGGAUAAAGAUGGACGGUUAUCGUUGACGGAAAUGAUCGAUAGUCCAUAUGUAUUUUAUAGUGCAAUCUUUAACGAGGAUGAAGACGAAGAUUACGAAUACCAUGAUGAAUUUCGCUAAUACGAGUUUAGUACUACGAUUUGUUUGGUCUGUAUGGUUAUUUAUGUUUGCAGGCAGGCAGCAUAUGAUAGAUUUUGUAGGGUUUGAUGAAAGAAACAAUGCAUGGUCUUCAUCUGUAAUACCUAGGUUCUAAAGCAAUUUCAUGUCAUUUUUCAAGAUACCCAACAUUUUUGUCAUUUU
Molecule: messenger RNA, 1528 nt
Organism: Cynara cardunculus var. scolymus (artichoke)
Lineage: Eukaryota; Viridiplantae; Streptophyta; Magnoliopsida; Asterales; Asteraceae
Product: reticulocalbin-2
Exons: 6
Coding region: 188-1348 (386 amino acids)
Cellular component (GO): endoplasmic reticulum
Molecular function (GO): calcium ion binding
Source: RefSeq, a predicted model, not a curated record